AUGGCUCAAUGCCAUGAUAUGUGUGCUUCAAGUGAUAUGUACCGUGUGUUACAAGUAGAUGAUGAGGGUGGACAAGAUUCAAGCGGUAAACGUAUCAGUGAUUUAUCAUGUCCAUUGACUCAGGGCAAAUUCUCUAUUUUUUACAUGUCAACAUACCAAACUGAUUUUGUGUUGAUCAAAGACCGAAGAUUAAGGCAGGCAGUUCAAUUAUUGCAGCAACACCAAUUUGAGUUUGAUCAAGAUUCAGUAGAUCAAUAUCUGGGUGGUUCUCCACCUAUUCAACAGGAUAACAGACUCUCAAUGGCAAGUGACACAUCUGUUUUCCUUGAAGAGGACUUUGAAAAAUCCGUGUUAUCGGAUGAGCUUCAAUGUGUUGGUUUAAACCCUCAUUAUCAUUCUGAUUGGUCGAUAACUAUCCUCAAGAUACUAUCUUAUCCAGAACUGAUAGCAACUGAGAACAAUUCAAAUGAUACUCGGUUCUUUUCUUACACAGCUACAAGUGAUGGUAUCUCUUUAAUUGCGAACCAAACCAUCUUGAGCUUGUUUGAUCAGGAUGCUAUUUUUCAGGAUGAAGAAACACAAACUUUUCGUGUCAUACAAGUCAAUUUAGCUGGAUCUAAUCUGGACAGAUGCGGUAUUGUUUGGUCCAUCUCCCACCCUCUCGCCACGGAGGCUUCUAUAAAUCUGCUGUAUCUAAGUACUUUUAAGAGUGCAAAUGUAUUGGUCGCUUCUGAUGAUUUAAGCAAAGCUGAAGAAAUUCUUGCAGAGGAUCUUGAGAAAGCCAAGGGGUUUCUUGCUGAAGUAGUCUUGGAACCUACCGUCUAA
Gilbertella persicaria is the source of this 825-nucleotide messenger RNA. RefSeq lists its product as uncharacterized. Gene Ontology annotation, biological process: cellular response to L-arginine; regulation of intracellular signal transduction. The record is from RefSeq and is a predicted model, not a curated record. Gene Ontology annotation, cellular component: cytosol. The transcript has 5 exons. Bases 1 to 825 code for a protein of 274 amino acids. Lineage: Eukaryota; Fungi; Mucoromycota; Mucoromycetes; Mucorales; Choanephoraceae.